Molecule: messenger RNA, 4228 nt
Organism: Syngnathoides biaculeatus (alligator pipefish)
Lineage: Eukaryota; Metazoa; Chordata; Actinopteri; Syngnathiformes; Syngnathidae
Gene: cdc14b
Product: cell division cycle 14B
Exons: 16
Coding region: 784-2181 (465 amino acids)
Biological process (GO): cilium assembly; positive regulation of cytokinesis; regulation of exit from mitosis
Cellular component (GO): centrosome; nucleolus; mitotic spindle
Molecular function (GO): protein serine/threonine phosphatase activity; protein tyrosine/serine/threonine phosphatase activity
Source: RefSeq, a predicted model, not a curated record
CAGCAUUUCUUCACCGCCGUCCUUUCCUUAAAUUCUCUUCAUGCACUGCGGGAUUUGUGCAGUUGGCAUUUAGCCGCCCAGUCGGAAAGCAAUCAGCCGCAAUUCUUAUUAUCGCCGUUAUCCUCGCCAAAAACGUGAUAGUUUUGCACAUUUAUUUUAACAUCGUGAUGUUACACUCAUCGAAAGACUGACGUUUAACGACAAUUCAAAUGUUCUCCCGCAGACGUCCUUCGUCCGUUUUGACCAUAUAAGUGCCAAAAUACACAGAGAUUCCCGUCGGCGCGGAAUCUUACGUCACGGUCGUCGCCAUAUUGAAUGUGGGGAAACCCGUUUUUGAAUCAUUUCAUCUGCUGCUUGGAGAUGCGGCGACUGUCUUCCUGUUUUACCUUUUAGCUGUGUUUUGACACGCGCUGCGACCUCUCACCCACAUCACACGGGUUCAAUUCCCAUCAAGUGCCAGGCCAUCUGGUGUGAAACGUAGACCAUUUCGGACAGUUUGGUAUCGCAUUGGUUUUGCUCCAACAUUUCAACGUUUAGAAGUUAUGGGCAUAUAGUUUUGUUUGCAUGUUAGGUAUUUACGCUUUAGAGAUUCACGUAAAAGGAUGUUUAGGUCCUGAUUUUUAAACAGUGAUGUAAUCAGUCCACCCUUCAAUUAACGAUCAAUUGUAUUUCGCCAUCCUUCACCAAAAGAUUAAAAGCACGACAGAUCGGCACUGCUUCUGCGUUGAUGAAGAGUUGGCAUAUGAGAACUUCUAUGCAGACUUUGGCCCCCUCAACCUCGCCAUGUUUUAUCGCUUCUCUUGCAAGCUGACAAAGAAGCUCAAGUCCGUUACGUUUUCAAGGAAGAAGAUUGUGUUUUACACCUGCGGUGACCAGAAAAAACAAGCCAACGCUGCCUACCUGAUUGGCUCAUACGCAGUAAUGUACCUUAACAUGAUGCCAGAGGAGGCCUACAGUCUGUUGGUGUCAAGGAACAACACGUACAUUCCAUUCAGAGAUGCCUCGUUUGGAACGUGCAUGUACAAUCUGAACAUCCUGGACUGCUUGCGCGCCGUCCACAAGGCCCUGCACUACGGCUGGCUGGACUUCUCUGACUUUGACGUGGAGGAAUACGAGCACUACGAGAGGGCAGAAAACGGGGAUUUGAACUGGAUCAUUCCGGGAAAGUUCCUCGCGUUCAGCGGCCCUCAUCCCAAAAGCAAAAUAGAGAAUGGAUACCCUCUGCACGCGCCCGAGGCCUACAUCCCUUACUUUAGGAAACACAACAUCACCAGCGUCAUCCGACUCAACAAAAAGAUGUACGACGCCAGGCGCUUCACAGACUCGGGCUUUGAGCAUCAUGACCUGUUUUUCGUGGACGGUAGCACGCCCAAUGACGCCAUUGUCCGAAAGUUCCUCAAUAUCUGCGAGAAUGCGGACGGAGCCGUCGCCGUCCACUGCAAAGCUGGUCUGGGGCGAACCGGGACUCUAAUUGGCUGCUACAUGAUGAAGCAUUACUGCAUGACGGCGGCGGAAGUGAUCGCUUGGAUUCGGAUCUGUCGCCCGGGAUCCAUCAUCGGACCUCAGCAGAACUUUGUCGAAGAGAAGCAGAACAGCCUGUGGGCUGAGGGCGACGUCUUCCGGGAGAAGAUGCUGAGCGAAAAGAAGAACGGUAAGCUGGCCGUGACCAGAAUCCUCUCUGGAGUCGACGACAUAACCAUUAACGGCAGCAACAAGAACAAAGCGUCUAAGAAGGGCGAGACGGAACUGUACGACGACGACGAGGACCGAAAUGGCGUGACGCAGGGUGACAAACUGCGAGCCCUGAAGAGCAAGAGGCAGGCCAGAUCUUCAAGCUCCUUAUCGCAAGAAGAAAAUAAGAUUCACACCAGGUCAGCGUCCCAGUCUCUAAACAGAUCCGUCCUUCAGGCCAGCGUACAGAGCUGUAAGACUGGCGUCAACUCACUGGCUCUGUCUGACCACUCGGACAGCAGGAAGAGGACCAGAACCUCCCUGCCUGCCACUGGCGUAGCAUGCAGCUCCGUAUGUCGCGCCCCGCUGGUCAACUUGCUCGUAGUGGUCAGCGACGGGGAAGCCGUGCGUCGUGAACCACGCGGCGGCCAUAGCGACGCGACCAACGCGUGCAAUCCCGUCAACUUAAACGCGGCGCACUUGCAGACCCGCCGCCGCCAGAGGACGUAAAGCUCGCCCUGCUUUUCAAUCUGAGCGCUUGUCCAAGCUGUGUCACUCCAUACCUAAAGCGAGAGCCCCUUUACUCCGGUGAGGCUGCAGAAACCCUGAAGAAGUUUGACUUUAUUUGCUUGAAAGAAGAUUUUCAACUAACUCAAUAGUUAUUUUUUAAAAAUGGAUGGCAUCUUCCUAACCCUUAUUCAACAUGGUCCUAAUUUCUAAUUAACCUCUGACAAAACUGACUGAAAGUAUGAAAGAAUUUCAAUGAAUUUAUUUUUCUUCUGUCAAGUCGGUGAAUAUCCUGGACAGUCCUAUUUCAUUAUUGAUGUUCAGCUGUUGCACAACUGUAAAUAUUUGGGAAAUGUAAAUAUUUUUGUACCAUUUUGAUCGUAAAAUGGUCCAAACGGGCCUCAACUAUAUGGGCUGAUAUGAAGCAUAUAUGCUGUAAUCACUUUUUAAUUAAAAGAACAACCCUGUUUACUUACCCUCCUCAUUUGUACCUGCACAAACGUUUGCACAGAAUUCUAAGUUACUAAGUCAUGUUGACUUUUUUUUUUUUUUUUGCCGAUACCGUAUUUUCCGCACUGUAAGGCGCACCCAAGAGCCGACGGUGCGCCUUGAUUCCCUUUAGCGCAGCGCCAUCUAAUGGAUGCGUAACGUAACCCCAGCCUCUAUUCUACGCGCCUCAUAACGGAUUUGGGCAAUUAAACGUGACUGGCCGGAAGUGUCGGUAAAACAAACCAUUCUUCAAUGCCAAGUCGGUUGGAGGCGCCAUGAAAAUACAUUUUUAUAGCACGACGCCCAGAGUUUUGCCCAAUACCAUGAAACAUUUAGAAGGCAAUAAUAAACUAAGGUACGUGGAAAAAUUAGACACUUUGCAUAGAGGACCCAUAUUUAAUGCUGAAGUUGAUGUUUUUGCCAAUAAGUGGACUGUUAACCUGCUUCCCCUUGUCUUGGACAACUGGAUCUACACAUGGAUCUGCUGAGUAUGUCAUCGAGAUUUACACGGAUGAGUUUGAAAGCGUAAAAAAAAAAAAAAAAAAGUCUGGACGCAUGCAAAUACUUCAUUGUUGGAUCUGUUCUCAAUCAAGAAUAAAUCCCACAUAGCAAUGGAGCCACUCAGUCUUUUUUUUUUUAAUACAAAUCCCAAUAUUUCAAUAAAUGACCCCUGGUUUUACACAAACUCACAUUCAUUAACCAUGAUUGGGAAAAAAAAAAAGCAAAGCGUGUUGCAGCCACACAUUAAACCUCUGUGACACUUUUUAAUUUUUUUUUAAUAUGCAUUGUUCUCAAAUGAGUCUAAUGUAUAUUUAAAAAAAAAAAAAACUGGGACAGGCCUCAGCCCCUGUACACGGACACAUGAUAUGGCCACACAUUAACCUACGUAAACCUCUUGUGUGUGGCCGACAGUUUAUUUUCUUCUUUUAAAUAAGCAUUGGAAUCAUUUGAGAACAAUGCAUAUUAAAAAGAAAAAGUGUGUCGGGGAGAGGUUUACCGAAGAUUAACGUGUGGCCGCAACACGCUUCCAUGUACGUUGGAGACGACUCCAUGUCUCUUUUUUUUUUUUUUUUUUAAACUCAUUGUUCUCAAAUGAGCCAACUUGGCAUUACAAAUACUUCUUGCGAAUUUGAAAUUGAGAAGAAUAACUCCUACCUGAAGUGAUCGCUACACAGGCGUGUGUGUAGUUUGGUCGGGCGCCGUCCAUCACAUUUAAUUGCCUAUCAGCUGGUAUUCCAUAGAAUGACCUCUUUGAAUAUCACUCUCGUCUGUUGUAGCAACCAACAGCACAAGUCUCCAGGAUUAUGUAUUGAGCAGCUCUUUUUGACCGGCAAUAUGGCGCCGUGAAAAUGUUGAUGUCACGUGCACGACCUCUAUAUAUGAAAACAACUAAUAAAAUGGGCAUUCAUUGAAGGAUGCGUCUUAUCGUGCGGAAAAUACGCUACUUUGUGUCCAUAAAAUACAAAGGCAAGUCACACUGAUCAUCCGCAUUUAUGUACCGUAUAUUUAAAAAAAAAAAAAAAAACAGCAGUAACCUUUGCAUACGUCUUUAUAAGCUUCA